AUGUGGUGCGCACCGUGCAGGAGAAAAAAGAAGUGUGUCCGAUACCCAGAAGGCGACGAUUAUUCGCAACAAGCCCAAAACGGAAAUCCGCUGCUAUCCAACUCUCCUCUCGCACUAGGAAUGCUUCAAGGCUCGCCGCUCUCUCCCCACUUCAACCAGGGCUCGCCUGGUGGCUUCAUGUCUCACUCGCCGCUGGGAAUGCCAGACCACAGCGCAAUGCUCGCCGCCGCACAGAUGAAUGCACUCAACAGUUCCGCGCUCAGUGGAAUGCUCAACGCCGCCCGCCCACCCUUCAGCACCAGCCAAGGGAUGCCCUUUGGUGUGGGCAACCCGCUCGGAGGCAAAUCCUCACCCAUCGGUCGCGGAACACCAUCAAGCGAUGGAGGCUCCGGAAGCGCCGGUAACGGGCCCACUAUCCAGGUCAUCGACGUCAAGCUCGAAGAGACUGACGAUCAACUCUCUCCCUGCGUUUCGCCUGAACCAGCGCCGCCCAUGAAGCGACCUCGACUAGAACCACAGGGCAUCGUCACAUAA
Molecule: messenger RNA, 534 nt
Organism: Oikopleura dioica
Lineage: Eukaryota; Metazoa; Chordata; Appendicularia; Copelata; Oikopleuridae
Source: the annotation of a GenBank genome assembly